AUGGCUAAUAAAAAAUUCUAUACAAAACAAUUGAAAACGAUAACAGUGCUGCUUACUUUAUAUUUGUGUUGUUUAUUAAUGCCGUCAACGGUUAAAGCUGAAAUACGUUCUCGCGGUGCAAAUAGUGUUAAUACAAAUAAUAACAAAAACAAACAUGAAGGCCAUUUAUUAAAAAAAAUAACAGAUGAAGGUGAUGCCACAAUAUCACCAGCUUCAUCAUCGUCUGCAACAACUUCCUCUCAUACUAAUACGGAUUUUAUGGAUAAACUUUCUUGGAAAUGUGCCAACAAUGCCAGUUGUUUAUAUUCCUUGGCCAGUGGCAUUUUAAGCUCCUAUCGUCGUGGUGAAACGGUUAAAUUUGGCUUUUUGGAUUUAGUGAAAUUGCCAACGUCGACCCACAAAGCACAACCUAAAUUGAAUUCCAAGUCAGCUGAAACCGGUCGCAGUAUGUCGACUUUUGUUGACUUCAUCAGUGGCAAUGCCAUUCGUAUACCGGUUGGCCCCAUGGUCUUUAGUGUGCAACGUGCUGAAGAUGAUGACAACUAUAUUGAAGUUGCUCUAUUGAAAAAAGCCAGAAGCAGUACAGCUCGUCUGGGUGGUGGCGGUGGUGAUGGAGGCGGCUUACUUGGCGGUGGUGGAGGAGGUGGUGGAGGUGGCGGAGGCGGUGGUCACGGUCAUGGCAUUAUACAACGCAUUAAGGAAAACAAAGAUAAGGAUGAUAAGAAGCAAAUGCAAAUGUAUAUACCCAUGUAUUUGGCUGCUACUACGUUUGGCUGGACUAUGGUGGCAGCCAAAGCUGUGGGUCUAUUAACACUUAAGGCCUUGGCCAUAUCGAAAAUAGCAUUUGUGGUGGCAGCUAUGGUUCUGAUGAAAAAACUUAUGGAAAAUGCAUCAGACAAAAUGAUGUACCAGUAUCCGGAACAGUCCCCCUAUAUGAUGCCCUACAGCAUGGAUUAUGGCAUGCACUCGAUGGCUGCAGCUCCAGCUGAUAUGGCUGCUGCAGCAGACAUGUAUGGCGGUGGUAUGCCCAUGCAUGCUGCUAUGGCACCUAUGCAAGGACAUCAGGGACAUCCGGGUUAUGAGCAUUUAGCAGCCGAAAGUUCGGUUCAUCAAAAUAUAGCGGAUAUUCAAAAUAAUACCCAAGUGAUGGCAGCACUAAAUGCUGCGGGUCUGGGACAAGCUAAAGUUAAACGCGAAGACUCAUGGCUGGCUAGAAAGCCCCUUAAGCACUUUGCACUUAAUGCACGAAUACCGCACAAGCGUUUACCUCAUUUUAUAGCGAAACAAAAAAUCAAUUUAAAUGAGUUAAACUCUUAUGAUGAUUUUAUCACAGUGGCAGCAGUUGCAGCUGCUGAGGUGGUGGUGGAAGAAAAUGAAAAACGUCUUAAAUUUAAGUCCGAUUUCUUUGGUGAAGACAUGGACGACGAGGAUGAGGAGGAUGAUACUGUUUUUAAUGGCGAAGAAAGUAUUAAAGACACAUUAAAAUUUUUGGGUAUGGAAAUACGUAAAAAGAAGUAG
Molecule: messenger RNA, 1518 nt
Organism: Calliphora vicina (urban bluebottle blowfly)
Lineage: Eukaryota; Metazoa; Arthropoda; Insecta; Diptera; Calliphoridae
Gene: Osi4
Product: Osiris 4
Exons: 4
Coding region: 1-1518 (505 amino acids)
Cellular component (GO): membrane
Source: RefSeq, a predicted model, not a curated record